AUGGCGCUACGGCGGCCGUGAGGGUUAUGGUGAGGGUGUGGACAUCCACACAGACACACACACACACACACACACAGCAUUCAGUGUACUAGAGGCAACAGAACGCUGCUAACAACCUCCACCGAGCCGCAUCACACCGCUACAGGCCAAUACAGCUGGGUUGCUGGAGUGCUGUUGAGCUCCUCUGGUUGUGUCCCUCAUUAUCCCAGAUGAGGGACUGAUGCUGGCCAGGACCCUGCUGAACCCCUCGGGUCACCUCUCUCAUCUCUCCCAGUUCAGUUGUGCAUCGACUCCCACAGGUGCACCUUAAGAGAAGGAGAAUACACCAGCCAAAAUGGAUGAUAUCUUCACGCAGUGCCGGGAAGGCAAUGCAGUGGCAGUUCGCUUGUGGUUGGACAAUACAGAGAAUGACCUCAAUCAAGGAGAUGACCACGGCUUCAGCCCUCUCCACUGGGCAUGCAGGGAGGGCCGCUCCAGCGUGGUGGACAUGCUCAUCAUGAGAGGGGCUCGCAUUAAUGUCAUGAAUCGUGGGGACGACACGCCUCUGCACCUGGCCUCCAGCCAUGGACAUCGCGACAUCGUGGGAAAGCUGAUCCAGUGCAAAGCAGACACUAUUGCAUCCAAUGAACACGGGAACACACCACUGCAUUACGCCUGCUUCUGGGGCCAAGACCAAGUGGCUGAGGACCUCGUGACUAAUGGGGCUCAGGUGAGCAUCUGUAACAAAUAUGGGGAAACUCCCCUGGACAAAGCCAAACCUCACCUGCGUGAACUCCUCCGAGAGAAAGCUGAGAAAAUGGGACAGAGUUUGACUAAAAUUCCCUUCAAGGACACGUUCUGGAAAGGCACCACCAGAACUCGGCCCCGUAAUGGCACUUUGAACAAACAUGCAGGCAUUGACUACAAACAGCUCUCUCUCCUGGCUAAAAUCAAUGAGAACCAGUCUGGAGAGCUGUGGCAAGGGCGCUGGCAAGGAAAUGAGGUUGUUGUUAAGGUGCUAAAAGUUCGUGACUGGACCACAAGGAAAAGCAGAGACUUCAAUGAGGAAUAUCCCAAACUCAGGAUAUUUUCCCACCCGAAUGUCCUACCCAUGUUGGGAGCAUGUCAGUCUCCUCCCGCCCCUCACCCCAUCAUCAUCACACACUGGAUGCCUUAUGGCUCCCUCUACAACGUGCUGCAUGAAGGCACCAACUUUGUGGUGGACCAGACACAGGCGGUGAAGUUUGCGCUGGACAUUGCUUGUGGAAUGGCCUUCUUACACACACUUGAACCCAUGAUCCCUCGCCACUAUCUCAACAGCAAGAGUGUUAUGAUAGAUGAAGACAUGACAGCCAGGAUCAGCAUGGCAGAUGUCAAGUUCUCCUUCCAGUGUCCUGGCAGGAUGUACUCGCCUGCAUGGGUAGCCCCCGAGGCCCUGCAGAAGAAGCCAGAAGAGAUCAACCGUCGGUCAGCAGACAUGUGGAGCUUUGCUAUCCUGCUGUGGGAGUUGGUGACCAGAGAAGUGCCGUAUGCCGACCUCUCCAACAUGGAAAUAGGCAUGAAGGUUGCCUUGGAGGGUUUGAGGCCCACUAUCCCCCCCGGCAUUUCGCCCCACAUUUGCAAGCUCAUGAAGAUAUGCAUGAACGAGGACCCAGCAAAGAGGCCCAAAUUUGACAUGAUCGUGCCAAUUCUGGAAAAAAAUGCAGGACAAGUGAAAGAACCCUCCUCUGGCCUCCUGUACCGAACCGUUGAGUUCGGGGAUAUCACUCUGUUAUGGUGGUGUGGUGCUUACCAGUAUUGCCUUAAACUCUUACUCUACUGCUGCAUUCAACGCCACUGUAGCUUCUGAGAUGAAUUCAGCAGCAGUCACGUCUUUUAUGUUCUUUUUUUCAAUGUGAUAUCAAGUUUUUAUUAGUGUCUUCAUCGUUGUCAUUGAUCUGCUGAUGCUGUCUUCGCAGGAGCUUAAUAUUGACUGUUCAUCUUCCAUACUGUAAUCAUGUGGACUGAGUACAAUCUUCUAGACUGAAUAACCUGUGGAGGUCAGCAUGACAGUCUGCUGCAUUGCUUCAGUGGAUUUAAGGCCUUAUCUUUCUUAUCUGGAGUGGGCUCACUAUUAAAGUCACCCUGAAAGGAAACUGGUCCUCUAUAACAGCGGCUCUUAUUAAAACAAAUAACAUAUUAACUCAAAGCUUGUCUCGUGGGAAAAAGUGAAUGUUUGCAACAAACUGUAUGCAACUGGGCGAGCAUGACAAAUGUGUGAAACCAAGCAUUUAAACAACAUGUACGAUUAAGAGAAUGUCUCUGAAUGAGUGAGCAAUGUUGUACCUUUCAGUUUGGCUGUGUAGUGAUGUGUACAGCUUGACCUGCUGACACUGAUAUAAAACUGGCCGUAGAAACUUUAUCUUUGGUGCAGCGAACAUGUCAGUGUUGAUCAUUGCAAUUUUGGGAAGAUUACUUUCAAAAUGCAUCUCAAGAUUGCUGAUUUUCUUUUGUUAAUUGCAGUAAUGUAAUGUAAUUAACUAGAUUACUCAAAUGUAUGACUGUAAUCUAGUUUAUUUUCAUUAUUUUCCCUUCAAAAUCAUAAUGUAACAGUUUUAUUAUGAUCUAAUUCUGUUUCAACAAAGAGUUUGGUCUCCUUUUCAAGAUGUCUAAAAGUGUUUGCGCUUAACUCAAGUGUUAUUUUCAUGUUGAAUACUGGCUGUCUAUGUAAUCCAACAUGUAAUACCUUGUAUCCAUUGUAGUGUCAGGAAUGAAUACUGCAACCCAGACUGUAAUUUAUUCGUGGAUAUCAUGGAUACAGUUAUAAUUUGUUGUUCUCUUGUCAAGCAUGGUGACUGCCUUUCCUCCCACUUUUCUGGCUACAUCAGAAUCAGCUGCCAACAGAAGGUGACGGGGACAUUAAGGGGAAUGGGGGGGGUGUUAACAUCCUGUAAACUCUCAUAUUGUUUCCUCACUUGUUUUGAAUGUUUUGGUUCUCCUAGAUGACUUCUGACUUUAUACCAAUCUCAUGGGUUGUUUCUUCUGCCUGCAUCAUCUCUCAUGUGCCUCCACCAGCUUGCUUGUUUGUGCUGAAUCACAGGUUGAAGCCAAAUCAAGAAUGACUUAUACAAAUGUAUGUAUUUAUAUAUAAGUAUAUUAAAAAGGAAAAAUAUGG
This is a messenger RNA of Sebastes umbrosus (honeycomb rockfish), 3133 nucleotides long. Its product is annotated as integrin-linked protein kinase. Gene Ontology annotation, biological process: substrate adhesion-dependent cell spreading; integrin-mediated signaling pathway; cell-matrix adhesion. Gene Ontology annotation, molecular function: protein binding; protein kinase activity; ATP binding. The transcript has 13 exons. The record is from RefSeq and is a predicted model, not a curated record. Gene Ontology annotation, cellular component: focal adhesion; stress fiber. Lineage: Eukaryota; Metazoa; Chordata; Actinopteri; Perciformes; Sebastidae. Bases 335 to 1828 code for a protein of 497 amino acids.